AUGGUUCUCUACAAGCGCAAGCCCGUCAAACACGAAUCCCUACCCAAGAACCUCGACGACAGCACUGAGGUGUGGCAUAUCGAACAGACUGGAGAGGUCUUCACAGACUAUGAGCGGUUCCUUGAGCGAUAUGACUUUUAUCAGCAACGGAGCUUCACAUGCCAGGCCACUGGCCAUUCAGGCUACACGUAUUUCGAGGCCCAGGAGAGCGAGGUAGGCUCCACGUCAAUACUCGUCAAGGCCGAUGAGGAGGUAACAUCCGUGCAGACGGAAGCCACCAAGGAGAUCAACAGCAUUUUCCCAGAUGGCUUGAGGUCUCCUGUUCUUCACUAUGUCCAGUUCCAAGAUCAUCAUCGGAUGGAUGAUUUGGUAAAUGAUGUCUACGAUCAUUUCAAGGAACAGUUCAUGUUAGGCGAUCGGGUUUCCGUCGAAGGCGAUCACUCGCGCCGCUUCGGCAAGAUCACUGAAAUCACAGACAAUAGCCGAUUACACAGCAUGUUUACUGGUCAAUCGAUGGACGAUAGCAUCCGUUCUUACACCUACGUUGUCACUAUGGAAGACGGGGGUGAAACUGUCACCAAAUACAAGGCCUCGGAACUUCAGCGGGAUCGAAAAACCUACUCCAAGCUCAUCUUGAAAGCUUUUCUGCGCAACGCGCUCAAGCGCGAGUCGUGGAUCGGUGCGCCAUGGAUGGUCAAGGACAGUUUAGCAAAGCGAUACGACAUCCCAACCAAACUUCCUGACAAGAAGACUAGAGACGCUCUACUAGCCGCUAAGCGGGCUGCGAAUGCUGUACCGAACGGUGUGACCCAACCUGUUCAACAGCAAUAUCCACAGCAGCUACCAAACGGUCAUGGCUCACAUAUGAAUGGUCACAGACAGCCUUUGCCACCUGGGCAAGGUCAGCCAGCCUUUGUCAACUUCUCGGCCAGCGGCCCUCCACCCUAUGCGCAGCAGCAAGGCAUCAUGCCUCCAUGGGCAGCUGCUAAUGCUACUAAUCGCCCGGCAUAUUUUAUCAACGGUCCUCCAAUUUACAAUAGUGGACCUCCGCCGAUUGCGAAUGUUCAACCGCCACCACACAUCUUGGCUCAGCUGCAGCCUCACCUUGCUGCGCAAUUAAUGCAGAUGCCUCCCCAUGGUCAUGGCCCGCCCAUCAACUUUCCGUUCCAGACCAGCUUCAAUCACCAUCAAGGUCCUCAUCUGACAAAUGUUCCGCAGCCUCAACAGGCACCUCCGCCGCCCCGUCCAGUGGAGUAUAUUAAAUAUCCAUGCGAAGAUUUAGAGAUCAAGCAACCUCGUCUUCAGGUCAACCGGCCGCCGCUUAAAUUCUUCUCCGACGACGUACCCGAAGGAGUUGAGCCGCCUGCAGAACAGAAAAAGACGGGUAUCUUGAUGAAGAGUAUCGGCCCAUUACUCUGUAUUUGGGAGACUCUCAACGUUCACGACACCAUCUACAUGCUAGACUCGUUCACUUUCGAUGACUUUGUUGAUGCUAUGCGAUUCACGCAUGAGACUGUCGAGUGUGAGUUGUUUGUAGAAAUGCAUUGUGCAAUUCUAAAGCAGAUCGUCAACGGCUCUGGUAAGAUUCAGACCAGCCUACCCAACCUAGCCGAUGAAGAUUCGUCAGACGAAGAGUCGAGUGAGGAGUCAACGCCUACCCCUGAGCCUGAACCGCCAGUUCGAACUACUCGUAGUAGCUUGAGGAAGUCGGGCGCAGCGCAACUUGUGGUCAAGCCACGCACACCAACGCCUGAGCCUCCAAAGGAACUCCACAAGGCUGAGGAGUUCGUCACUGACUUCGACUGGGUUGAGCAGUGUAAGAUUCGCAAUUUCGCUGAUGGAGGAUGGCAAGCAAUCGUUGUCGCAAUCCUUUAUCGCCUAUCAUUCGACUCUGCUAGAAAGGAAGCUUGCGAUGAAGUUCUUGCUGAGCUGUGCCCACCUGAGGAGGAGCCUACCAUGGCCACCAUUGCCAGUAACUACACUACGCUCGAUGUGAACCUACGCAUCUCAGCACUUGAAAUGAUUCUAAGCUUGACUGUCGUCACUGAGGACUUCCGCGAUCAGCUUGUUGCUGCCGCUCAGGAGAUGACACGCCUUCGCAAGGAAAAGAUUGAGUAUCAACGCAAACGUAAGGAGCUGGCCGAUGAGCUAUUCAAGUUGGACUUGGAGCGCAAGAUUCAUCUUCCAGCAAACACACCCGCCUCGCCUACGGAUACCAAGAUGACCGAAGAUGCUGAUGUGUCUAUGACUAGUGUCAAUGAUGCUUCCAAGGAAGCAGAUGCUGAAACAAACGGUGGCGACGAGCUGACAGCAUCGAAGGGCAGGACCCGCCCAGCUAAUAAGAACAAGCGCAAGGCAGCUGCUGAGGAGGCUCGUAAAGAGAAAGCCAAGAAGGCUAAGGCGGAAGCAGAGAAGACCAAGAAGCAGAAGGAGUGGGAGAAGCUACUGCAGGCGAUCGAGAAGAAGAAGGAUGAACUCAAAGAUUGCGAGGACAACAUCAAUGAACUCGACGAUGAUCUGCGCGAGACUCUGGUACACCGUAGCAAGAUUCUUGGCAAGGACCGGUUCUUGAACAAGUACUACUGGUUCGAGCACAACGGCAUGCCCUUCGGCGGUGUUCCUAACAGCUCUACUGCCGAAUACGGAUAUGCCAAUGGUCGCAUCUGGGUACAGGGACCGAGCGAACAUGAACUUGGACCGAACCUAGAAGAGCCUGCCCUCUCCCAAGAUAUGCAGCGUUUUGGCUACACUGUUCCGCAGCGCAAAGAGCGAGAAGAAGGCCCGACCCACCUAUCGAACUCCAACCAGUGGGCAUACUACGACGAUCCAGAAGACAUCGACAAGCUGCUUGUGUGGCUCGACGAGCGAGGUCACCGAGAGCGUGUUUUGCGUAAGGAGCUACAAGCGUUCCGUGAUCGUAUCGCUGAGUACAUGCUCAAGAUGCGGAAGCACCUAGAAGAUUCCAACAAGACCCAGGAAGAGGAAGAGGAUGACAACAAGACUCGAGUGUCGACGCGCAAUAAGGCCAACGCCGAUAAGGAUGUUCCCAAGGAUCGCUGCUUGCUCUGGACCAACAGCAUCAUGCGUGAGGAGUUCGGACAUAACCAUGUCGAAGAGUACGAACCACCGAAGAAGGGCAAGGCGAAGACAGUGAAGGCAACCAAGGCUAAGGGCCGAGGACGCUAA
Alternaria arborescens is the source of this 3186-nucleotide messenger RNA. RefSeq lists its product as hypothetical. Bases 1 to 3186 code for a protein of 1061 amino acids. Lineage: Eukaryota; Fungi; Ascomycota; Dothideomycetes; Pleosporales; Pleosporaceae. The transcript has 6 exons. The record is from RefSeq and is a predicted model, not a curated record.